AUGAGGCUUGAUUCAGUGCAUUUAUCCAUGCUGGUCAUCGGGGUCUCAUUCGCCUGCUACUCCCCGAGUUUGAAUUCCCUGCAGGACCAGGCUUACAAAUCCGCUGUGGUGAUCGAGGGCAAGGUGCAGUCUACGCCUGGGAACGUCACCGCGGAGCCGUAUCGUGUGAAUGUCAAAGUGCUGGAUGUGUGGCCCGUCAACAGCGGGGGUCUGGAGCGAGAGCAGCUUGUCACUGUGGGGGAAUUUGGAUCUGAGGCGCCGUGCACCAAAGUAAAGAAAAACCAUAAGUACAUUUUUUUCAUGGACCCUACAGAUGAGCCCUUAGUUUUCAGAGCAUCGUUUGCACCACUGGACACCAGCGAGAAAAACCUUAAAAAGGAUGUUGGGAAGAUCCUAUGUGAGGACUGCGGUAAGUUCAUGUUUUGUGGAUUCCCGGUGAAGUGCAACCCGGAAGAAUGA
Molecule: messenger RNA, 459 nt
Organism: Knipowitschia caucasica
Lineage: Eukaryota; Metazoa; Chordata; Actinopteri; Gobiiformes; Gobiidae
Source: the annotation of a GenBank genome assembly